Messenger RNA from Lycium barbarum (goji berry), 1827 nucleotides. Its product is annotated as glucan endo-1,3-beta-glucosidase 9. Gene Ontology annotation, molecular function: hydrolase activity, hydrolyzing O-glycosyl compounds. The record is from RefSeq and is a predicted model, not a curated record. The coding region runs from base 128 to 1549 and encodes 473 amino acids. The transcript has 2 exons. Gene Ontology annotation, biological process: carbohydrate metabolic process. Gene Ontology annotation, cellular component: plasma membrane. NCBI's taxonomy places the organism in Eukaryota, Viridiplantae, Streptophyta, Magnoliopsida, Solanales, Solanaceae.
CGGUACGAGCCAACCAAAAGAGUGAUGCCCAUUUAUGUAGAGUCCGUACCAACACUCCCAUUAAAAUUCAAACUUGAAGAAAAUUUAUUUACACUAUUAGUGUGCCAACUCUUAGCUGUGCUCUUGAAUGGCUUCUCUUCAAUGGAUUUUGGUUCUCUUCUUAGCCAUUAUUAGGGUUGAAGCGAUAGGGGUGAACUGGGGCACAUCAGCCUCACAUCCAUUGCCACCAUCUAAAGUAGUGGAGCUGUUGAAAGCCAACAAUAUCAACAAAGUGAAGUUAUUUGACACUAACUCAGAAAUCCUGGAGGCUCUAUCAGGUUCAAACAUUGAUGUGACAGUAGGCAUUCCAAACACCAUGCUUCGUAGUUUGAAUUCUUCCUUGAAGUCUGCUCACAGUUGGGUCCAUAAUAAUCUCACCCGCUACUUUUCUAAUGGAGCCCGAAUACAGUACAUUGCCAUUGGAGAUGAACCAUUCAAUCAAAUUCAUGGUGAGCAGUUCCUUCCUUUUGUUGUUGGAGCAGCUGAGAAUAUCGAAGCUGCAUUGACCAAAGCUAAGCUGGCUGGGAGGGUGAAACUAGUUGUUCCAUGCAGUUUUGAUGCCUUCCAGUCAGAAUCUGGCUCACCGUCAAAGGGACAUUUCAGAGCAGAUGUAAAUAGAACAAUGGCUGAACUCCUCAGAUUUCUUAGCAAACACCAGUCUCCUUUCUUUGUUAAUAUUUCACCCUUCUUCAGUUAUCGUAAUAACAAGAACAUUUCCCUCGACUUUGCUCUCUUCAAAGAAACUGCACGCCCUCAUAAAGACAAUCGCAGAACCUACAAGAACAGCUUUGACUUGAGUUAUGAUACCCUUAUUUCAGCUUUAUCCUCUGUUGGCUUUGAUAAGAUGGAUAUAGUCAUUGGGCAGAUUGGUUGGCCAACAGAUGGAGCUGCCGAUGCUACCUCAUUCAAUGCUCAGGUUUUCAUGAAAGGCCUCGUGGACCAUCUUCAUAGCAGAGCAGGAACACCUUUAAGGCCUAAAGAACCACCAACAGAGACCUUUAUCUAUAGCCUUUUUGAUGAAGAUCAAAGAAACUUAACCUCUGGAAAUUUUGAAAGACACUGGGGUCUGUUUACAUUUGAUGGCCAGGCCAAAUACCAACUUGAUUUGGGGCAAGGCUUAAGAAAUCUACGAAAUGCCCAAAAUGUCCACUACCUUUCUUCCAAAUGGUGUGUUGUGAAUAACAAUCAAAACUUGUCCAACGCAACUGCACGGGCUUUGGAGGCGUGUUCUUCUGCUGAUUGCAGUGUACUGUCACCUGGAGGUUCUUGUUUUAACCUCAGUUGGCCUGGGAAUAUUUCUUAUGCGUUUAAUAGCUACUAUCAACAACAUGAUCAAAGGGCGGAUAGUUGUGAUUUUGGUGGCUUGGGCUUGAUUACCACCGUUAAUCCCUCAGUGGGUACUUGCAGAUUUAUUGUUCAACUAGGCACAUCCAAUUCAGCUCUCCAUCAGAAAUUCACUAUGAUCACCAUAGCAACCAUUUUGUUAUGGCUAGUUGGUGGAGGACUUUGAUGGACUUGGCCACUGGUUAAAGUCUUUUUUCAUGGCAAAGGGAAUCACUGUUAAUCUCAUUCAAAACAGCGUGUUUAUCCUGUAUCUAUCACUUUUUUUUUUUUUUUUUGGACUUGUUCAAUUCAGUCUCAAUUUCAUGUAAAGGUCGUUUAAAUGAGGCUUACUUGAAAAUUUGUAGAAUUAUGUCUGGAUAUUAUCAUGCUGGAUGAGGUUUCUGCUUUAAUUUGAUUCUUGAUUCUCAAUGGUGUAUACCAUUCUGCCAACUUUUUCUUUGUUCA